GCCACGUCACUGGCUCAGGCUCAGCUGCUGGGUCACCAGGAGAAUGGACCCUUCCUCCACCUCAGCUCAGAGCACAGUGAUGAUUCGUGACUUUCCCAAUAGAACUUCAAAUCUCUGAGGACGGGGGGUGGGGGGAUGUGCUUGAGUGUUUGUACUCAUGGUCUUGUUCUCGGAGUGACAAAGCUGGAACACAAUACCUCUAUGCAUGAAAAGGUUGUCACUUGUCACAACUAACAGGCUUUCACCUCAAGGAAAUUUUCUUCCCUUGUGUACUUUUCCCCUGGCAGUGGACAUGGCUGCACUCUUCCAAGAAGCAAGCAGCUGUCCCGUCUGCUCAGACUAUCUGGAAAAACCAAUGUCCCUGGAGUGUGGAUGCACCGUCUGCCUCAAGUGCAUCAAUUCGCUGCAGAAGGAGCCCCAUGGGGAGGAUCUGCUUUGCUGUUGCUGUUCCAUGGUCUCUCAGAGGAACAAAAUCAGGCCCAAUCGGCAGCUAGAGAGGCUGGUUUCCCACAUCAAGGAACUGGAGCCCAAGCUGAAGAAGAUUCUACAGAUGAACCCAAGGAUGCGGAAGUUCCAAGUGGAUAUGACCUUGGAUGCCGACACAGCCAACAACUUCCUCCUCAUUUCUGACGACCUCAGGAGCGUCCGAAGUGGGCUCAUCACACAGAAUCGGCAAGACCUUGCCGAGAGAUUUGACGUGUCCGUUUGCAUCCUGGGCUCCCCUCGCUUUACCUGUGGCCGCCACUACUGGGAGGUGGACGUGGGAACAAGCACAGAAUGGGACCUGGGAGUCUGCAGAGAAUCUGUUCACUGCAAAGGGAAGAUCCAGCUGACCACAGAGCUUGGAUUCUGGACUGUGAGUUUGAGGGAUGGAAGCCGCCUCUCUGCCAGCACGGUGCCGCUGACUUUCCUCUUAGUAGACCGCAAGUUACAGCGAGUGGGGAUUUUUCUGGAUAUGGGCAUGCAGAACGUUUCCUUUUUUGAUGCUGAAAGUGGUUCCCAUGUCUAUACAUUCAGGAGCGUCUCUGCUGAGGAGCCACUGCGCCCAUUUUUGGCUCCUUCAAUUCCACCUAAUGGUGAUCAAGGUGUCUUGAGCAUCUGUCCUUUGAUGAACUCAGGCACUACUGAUGCUCCAGUCCGUCCUGGGGAGGCCAAAUAAGCCGCCACUGCAAAAAAAAACAGGGUCAGAAAAUUACUUGGGUGGGUAGACUUAGGAAUUUUCUACUUGGUAAAAGCAUUAUACAGUCAUAGGAGAAAGAUAUGGGACAUUUCUAUAAUCUAUAUUCUAAUUUGAUUCGAUUAUUGAGUCGUAAGUAUUAAUUAUUGCCACCAUCCAACUCAUUGAGUCUUAUGGUUCACAUCUUGUUUCCUAUAGAAAUGUUCUGUAUUCUCGGAUCAAUUUCCAAAUGCUUUACUUUUUCAUUUCUGUAAGUUCAAAUCAAUGUUUAAAUUAUAGAAGUUAUGAGGUAAAUAAACAUUUGGAUAUCA
Messenger RNA from Homo sapiens (human), 1488 nucleotides. It is a transcript of the gene RFPL3, whose product is annotated as ret finger protein like 3. The transcript has 2 exons. The record is from RefSeq and is marked validated. The coding region runs from base 206 to 1159 and encodes 317 amino acids. Lineage: Eukaryota; Metazoa; Chordata; Mammalia; Primates; Hominidae. Gene Ontology annotation, cellular component: nucleus; cytoplasm.